Messenger RNA from Acanthosepion pharaonis, 1053 nucleotides. NCBI's taxonomy places the organism in Eukaryota, Metazoa, Mollusca, Cephalopoda, Sepiida, Sepiidae. The record is from the annotation of a GenBank genome assembly.
AUGUUGUUUUUUCAUUCAUUUCUCUCUAUUUUUCAUUCCUUCCCCCCUCUCCCGUUCUCUCUCUCUCUCUUUAUUUCAUUUAUUAUUUCUUCGUUUUUGUUUAUUUGUUUGUAUGUUUCUUUAUCCAUUUCCUUCCAUUUUUCUUCCUCAAUUGGUCUUUCUUUCUUUCUUUCUUUCUUUCUUUCUUUCUUUCUUUCUUUGAAACUUAGUUUUAUUAUAACAUUAAAUUUGUUUGCUUGCUUCUUUCUUUGUUUAUUUUCAUUACCCUACUCUAAAUUGCCCUUGUUUGUUUGUUUGUUUGUUUCUUUCUUUCUUUCUUUCGUCGCAUUUCCUUCUUCCAAAAUUUCCCGCAUUCAAUCUCAAGACAAUUCACUUAUGCAAAUUGCAACGAUACUUACAGAGGAAUUUUGUAAGUUUCGUGGAACAGAUAUCUUAACUUGUUCACAUCUAUCUAUCUAUCUAUCUAUCUAUCUAUCUAUCUAUCUAUCUAUCUAUGUCAGUUCAUUUUCUUUCUUUCUACGUCUGUACACUAUCUAUCUAUCUAUCUAUCUAUCUAUCUAUGUCAGUUCAUUUUCUUUCUUUCUACGUCUGUACAUUAUCUAUCUAUCUAUCUAUCUAUCUAUCUAUCUAUCUAUCUAUCUAUGUCAGUUCAUUUUCUUUUUUUUACGUCUGUACAUUAUCUAUCUAUCUAUCUAUCUAUCUAUCUAUCUAUCUAUCAUCUAUGUUUCAUUUUCUUUCUUUCUUUCUACGUCUGUACAUUAUCUAUCUAUCUAUCUAUCUAUCUAUCUAUCUAUCUAUCUAUCUAUCUAUGUCAGUUCAUUUUCUUUCUUUCUACGUCUGUACAUUAUCUAUCUAUCUAUCUAUCUAUCUAUCUAUGUCAGUUCAUUUUCUUUCUUUCUACGUCUGUACAUUAUCUAUCUAUCUAUCUAUCUAUCUAUCUAUCUAUCUAUCUAUCUAUCUAUCUAUCUAAAUCUUUUCUCUGUUAAUUAUCUAUCUAUCUAUCUAUCUAUCUAUCUAUCUAUCUAUCUAUCUGUCUGUGAUACGGAUAUUUAA